Messenger RNA from Microthlaspi erraticum, 1239 nucleotides. Lineage: Eukaryota; Viridiplantae; Streptophyta; Magnoliopsida; Brassicales; Brassicaceae. The record is from the annotation of a GenBank genome assembly.
AUGUUCACCAAGCUCAAUGAUCUAAAACCAUUCAAGUCCACUUGGAGGGUUCGUGUGAAAGUGUUACAUUCCUGGAGACAAUUCCCUGGCAUGUCAGGAGAGACGCUGGACUUAAUCCUGGCUGAUGAGCAUGGUUGUAAGAUGCAUGCUGGAGUCAAGAAGAGGGAUAUAGGCAGGCUAUCUAAAGAUCUGAAGGUCGGUGAAUGGAGAGUCGUUGAGAAUCUUGAAGUAAGGGAAGCGACUGGUCAAUUCCGUCCUACAGGCAUUGAUGGAGGGUUGAACCACUGCAUCCUCAUUGAUGUCAUGGGCCAGGUUCUCAAUGUCAAGGAUAUGAAAGUUGUACCUGUCGCUGGAAAAGAGAAGAGGAAGCUUGAGUUUGUUCUUAGAGACACUGAGCUACCUUCUGAUGGUCUAGCUAUUACUAUCACUGAGGAGGAUGAAGAGGAACUGCACCUUCAGAGGAAGCAGAAGGACGAGGAAUGGUUAAGUAUGGAUCUUAACUCGAUUUACGAAGUCAAGAGUUCCUCGGAGGUUGAGAAAUUUAGAAUUUCUGCCAAGGUAACUGCCAUCGAUUCCGAUUGGGGAUGGUACUACUUUGGUUGCGGUAAAUGUCAACACCGAGUCUUCAAAGACUUGAAGAAGGAGAACUCCACCAGACCACGACCACAGGUUCCCAUCUGGUACUGUGACAACUACAAAACUAACGUGAAAUCGGUCUCACCAAAAUUCAAGCUACACCUGCUGAUUGAAGAUGAUUCUGAUAAGACGAAGGUUAUGUUACUUGACUCUGUCGCAGAGGGACUAGUUACCAAGUCAGCCACCUUCCUACUAAAUGGUUCUACAGAUGAGAUUCAGGACCCAGAACUCUUACCUGAUUCUAUUAAAGAUUUGGUUGGAAGCACUUUUGAGUUUCUGGUUGGUGUAGAGAAGGAACACAUCAUAUAUGGGAACGACAUCUACAAGGCGCACAAAGUUAAAAAGGGACUUCUUAUCGUUCAUGAUGACUCCCUAAUGAGCAGAUUACUAGGGAUGACAGUCUCUGUCCCAUUGAAGAAGAAGGCGAGGUAUCAAUCAGUUGUAAAGAGCAACGGUUCAACUCCAUCUCCUAAGCGAGCGGGCGAAGACGUCGGAGGAGUACACGAGCUUUCAUCAACAUCAAAGAAGCCCUGCACAAAGGUUAUCAACCUUGAUGAAAAGAUCACGGAGAAGAGUGAUGGUGCGGAAGAAGCAAGCAUUUAG